GCUGGGAGUGAGCAGGCCCCGCCCCGUUUUAUGCAAAUGUGCCGUGACGUCGACGGAAGCCGCCGCGACGUACGCUUGUUCCGACAUUACUUUAAAGGCGCAUUUGAAAGCCUUGCCUCGCACUUGCAAGUCGCGGGCGGUCGGAGCCUGCGCGAAGUGAGAGCGGACCAGCGGCGCGACAACAGCACGGAGACCGCGGCUUCGGAACGACCCGGCGAGGUACUGAACCACAGCUCGCACGAAAACCGUCUCGACGCCAUUAAUGAAGCUUUCGGACCCUUUUUGAUUCAUCAGCCAACCGAUGGGGAUUUCACGAGGAGCUCCGCCGCCCACCUCUGCCGCCUGCCCGCCCACCGCCACCUGCGGCCUCCCCCUCAACCCCGCACACUCCCUCCAGCCCUCUAUACACAAAAUGACUCUGGAAUUCACCAAGUGGUUUUCUAUAUGGAUUUUUACCCCCUGUAAUAGACAAAAACAAAAGUAAGGCGGGAGCUUGAAACGACCUCGAUGGUCAUUAAGCCAUAAGCUCGCACACAUGCAUACACAUGCACAUACACACGCACGCAUGCACACACCACACAAACGCAUCAAACAAAGAAAAUUGCACAAACUUUGAAUGUUCAGCGUUCUUUCUGUGAAAAUUUAGGGGAUUUACAGCAAAUUGUGGGAAGAUUGUUUUUUUUAUUUUUCUUCUAACCAAGGAGUGCGGAGGCUUUUCAGCAUGGCGGAGUGUCAUUAAGGUGAUAUUUUUUGUAAUUUUCCUUGAUUACCUACAACUGCCUCCAUAGAGAUUAAUGUUAAUGUUUUUUUUUUGUUUUUUUUUUUAAGUACAACACAUUUAGUUUUGUCUAUAAAAGUAUCCAUUUAAUUAUUUGUAAUCAGAUUAAUAGAGAAGGUUUGUCAAAAAUCAUUUAGUUUUAAAAGUGAGCUUGAGUGGGACGCUUUUCGGAUCAGCACUCGUCCCCCCCCUACCCGUGGUGUGCAUGCCCCCGCCCACCAUGCCUCCCCAGAGCACGGGCGCUGACGCCAUGCAGGUGGGAUCACUAGUUGCUGGUGUGGAGACCAAAAACUCCACAGAGGAGAAGAAGGGCGGGGACGCAGACGGUUCAGCGGGAGCGGGGAGCCGCCCCGGCAAAGACGGUAGCGAGGAGUUGGUGAGCGAGGGGUCCAUCGAGGGCAUCCCCCUGAAGAGAUGGGUGAUGCACGGCGCCGUCAUGUUCGGCCGGGAGUUCUGCUACGCAAUGGAGACGGCGCUGGUGACACCUGUGCUGCUACAGAUCGGUCUUCCAGAACAGUACAACAGCUUGACGUGGUUCCUCAGCCCCGUCCUGGGCCUUAUAUUCACCCCGCUGAUCGGCUCAGCCAGCGACCGCUGCUCCCUACGCUGGGGCCGCCGGCGGCCUUUCAUCCUGGCCCUGUGCAUUGGGACGCUGAUUGGAGUGGCGCUCUUCCUGAACGGCUCGCUCAUAGGACUGUCAAUGGGUGAUGUUCCGGGGAGACAAACGAUAGGAAUCAUUCUCACAGUGUUGGGAGUGGUGGUGUUAGAUUUCAGCGCCGAUGCCACGGAGGGGCCGAUCAGAGCGUAUCUUUUGGAUGUGGCCGACGCGGACGACCAGGACAUGGCGCUCAACAUCCACGCCGCCUCGGCAGGUCUUGGCGGUGCGGUGGGCUAUGCUCUGGGCGGUCUGAACUGGACCCACACCUUCCUAGGAGCCAUCUUCAAGUCUCAGGAGCAGAUCCUGUUCUGCUUCGCCUCCAUCUUCUUCUCUGUGUCCGUGGUGCUGCAUCUGCUCAGCAUUGACGAGCAGCGCUACAUCCCCAUACACGACCGACUGGACCGGGAGAGUCCAGAUCCAAACGCCUUGCAUCCUUCAGCCAACAACCACACUGGACGUCUCACCCCGAGGCUCGAAAUGAUCGGCGAGGACGAAUUGAUGGACAGCUUCGACCUUUACGACACCUACAGGGACGAUCUGUCCCAGCCUGGGGACAUGGAGAUGGACUUCCUGGAGGUGGAACUUGUGAGGAGUAAAAGCGACAGCGUCCUCGCCAUGACAGACGCCACCCUGGACCACAUGGACCACGACGCCUUAUUCUUGUGCCACAUCGAGCCGUCUAUCUUCACCGACCGCCUCUCGCCCUAUCACAGCUCCCCUCAGGCGCCCCCGCCCUUCCUGCACGCCGACCCUAGCGUGCCAGCUUCCCGGCCGGCCGCCGUGAGGCGCAGCAGCAGCGCAGGGAGUCAGGAUCUGCUGCGCCCCCAAAGCGGCGGCCACCCCCCGAAACAAGAUGGCACCCCCACCAAGAUUUGCCGCCUGUCGGCAUUCCUGCAGGAGAUGGAGAAUGACGAGGGCCAGGAGGCGUUGCUCAACAACCAGAUGAACGAGCGGCGGGCGCUGAACGGACGCCUGUUGGCGUGCGUUGAUAUGACAAAAACGCACGGCACCAAUGGGCUGAGCAACAAAGGACAGAUGCAUCGGGCCGGAAUGGUCAAAGCUGCCAGUACCGGCGCUCCCAUGCGGCUGUCCCGCCAUCACCACACCUUCUACCGUCAGCCAUCUUGCACCUUCUCCUACUACGGCCGCGUCGGGAGCCACCGCCGCCGCUUCCGGCGGGCCAACGCCGCCUUCCUCAUCAAGCCGUCGCGCAGCAUGAACGACCUGUACGAGGUGGAGGUGCGACACAGGCGCCGGAGCCACCAGCGCGACCGCCACCGCAGCAGCAACACCAACUCGUCCAGCGGCGACGCUGAGAGCGAGGAGGGCGAGGUGGAGACCACCGUGCAGCUGCUGUGGCUGUCCAUGCUGAAAAUGCCGCCCGAGCUGCUGCGCCUGUGCGCCUGUCACCUGCUCACCUGGUUCUCCAUCAUCGCCGAGGCAGUCUUCUUCACCGACUUCAUGGGACAAGUCAUCUACCACGGAGAUCCCAUUGCUCCCGUUAACUCCACCGAUUUGACUAAUUAUCACCGAGGCGUUCAGAUGGGAUGUUGGGGUCUUGUUGUAUACGCCAUGACUGCUGCUACAUGCUCAGCUCUCCUUCAAAAGUACUUGGACAACUUUGACUUGAGCAUCAAGGUCAUAUACAUCCUGGGAACACUUGGCUUCUCCAUAGGAACUGCCAUCAUGGCCAUAUUCCCCAACGUGUACGUUUCUAUGGUGAUGAUCAGCAGCAUGGGCAUCAUCUCCAUGAGUAUCUCCUAUUGUCCAUAUGCCCUGCUGGGACAAUAUCACGAAAUGAAAGAGUACAUCCAUCAUAGUCCUGGGAGUUCCCGUCGGGGAUUUGGCGUGGAUUGUGCCAUCUUGUCCUGCCAAGUGUACAUCAGUCAAAUCAUAGUGGCCUCGGCUUUGGGUUCCGUCGUGGAAGCGGUCGGCAGCGUGCGCGUCAUUCCCGUUGUGGCCUCCGGGGGCUCUCUGCUGGGAUUUUUCACUGCCUGCUUUCUGGUCAUUUAUCCCUCUCACGGCGGGGAGGCAGCAUCGUCCAAAUCGUCAGAAAAACAGACGUUAACCACGUUGACAAAUCCCAAUGAAAGAGUGCAGGAAAAAAACAGCUUCUUGAAACUCAACAAGGCUGGAAAAGCCACCACCGCUGCUGCCGCUGCCGCCGCCAAUACUUCCUGUCACAUGGAGAAUGAAUCCGUCCUGUGAUUGACCGCAAGGAAAGCAACGGCGCAAUCGUCAUCAUGAAUUUUGCUCCGGGAUAACUCCGUCCCUUUCCCAUUGUGAGUACCCGGCAGGUUUAAAAAAAAAAAAAAAAUUAAAUUGGGGGCAUAUUGCCGGUCUGCCUCUCAGGGCCUCUAAGGGACGAUACCUGGACAGGAAACCUCAGGGGGACUGUUCACACACGCAGACGCACUCACACUCACACACACACACACACACACACACACACAUGUAGACACAAAUGUUUCUGACCACCUCGAAGGUGCAAUCGUUGACAUAAAAAAUGUCGUUCUUCCUCGCCGCGGACGGAAAUGUUUUGUCCUUGUCGAAGCUUUAUGACUCUUUAGGAACUUUCAUACUUGAAAACAAGAGCCCGAAGCCUGCUUGUGGGUCAAACACAAAAGAAACAAGAUUGCGAAUAAUAACGGCUGCCCCAAAAUUGACUGCAAAGGAUCUUUAAAUCUUGUCAUUCCGGGACAACAGAAGACCAUCAUGGAGCUGGCUGUAUAUUAAGAGAUCCUUGAUUGACCCCGGGAGGGGAAAAUCGGGUAGAAAAGUGAAAUUCCACAAUAGAACAUCUGAAAAAAUAUAUAUACAUCGCAUAUACUGGGCAUUAUUAUCCCAAAUUUUUCCUUGCAUGAUCUUUUGAGAUAAUCUGACAAAAUGCUGCAUGUUAGCAGAUGAGUUUUCCCUCACUUUUCUGCUGCUUGUGAGCUUUUAUGACAUGCGGGUGGCACAAAAGCUCUUACUAAUAACUAACUGCACAUCAGCUGAGCCGCAUCAGCGGAAAAAAAUGUUAUUAAUGAGCCUUUCUGAGAUGUUUAUGAAGUCACGCAUUGCUGGUUUUCUACUGGAAGAAAAAAAAAAAAAAAAGUACCCCACACCCAAAAAUAGAGGAAAUGAGAAUAUUGUCGCCGUAGAAAAACAUCUACAAAUGUUUUGAACAUUUUACGACAAUUGAUCUAUGAUUUAUAAUUCAUUAUCCCAUAUGAAUAUUUUGGUGUAUUUUUUUCUAAAUCCAAAAUGCUUUUUUUUAAAAAAUAUAUUCAUCAUAUAAAUUAAACUUUUUUUUUUCAAAUGUUUGCAGAAAACCACAAUAUACAUUUUUUAUUUUAAAUUUCUGAUUACAAACGCUCCCAUAAUUUUGAGAUAUAUUUUCACAGAAUUUUUUUUACCUUUUCUGUCCCAAUAGCCAACUUACAACAUAAGUAUUUGGUUUUAUUCACGAUUUCAUUUUGUUUUUCAUACUCAAAAACAAAUCAGGAAAAACACAAUAGAAAAAAAAUAACAACAAUACAAAAAAAAACAUGAUUUUUAGUUCUCAAUUCUAUUCACCUUUUACAAAGGUACAUGGUGGCUUUUUUUUUUUUAAAUAUUUGGAUAAAAACAAAAGAUCAUCAGAAAAAAAAUGCAAAAUUUUUCUAAUUAAAAACAAAAAAAACUUUUUUUACAGCGACAAUAUGAGAAUUUAGAUUGAAAGUGUUGAAAAACAUUUUUGGGGACUACAAUGUCUAAUGUGAGCGUUUUUAAAACGUUGCGGUGGUUGUUUUUUGGUAUUUUCUUUGUGACCAAUCAGAUCAGACGAGAGAGAAACAAUGCAAGUUAUUUGAAAGCCUUUGAAUUUUUCGGGGGCGCUAUUUGCGACGUCAAGGUAUUUUCUGAGGUUUUUCCCCAUAAGGAGCGUAAAUGUGCUCUUGUUGUGGUACUUCAAAAGUGAUUCUUAUACAGUUGUUAGUGAGAGGGGGGGACAUGUUUCCUUUCAAAGCUUUUUUUUUUUUUUUUUUAAUCACAAGGGGCAAUAAAUAUUCAGCAAAUAAAACAUAAAAAAACAAAGGAGCUGCACCAAGGCAGAAAUAUUUUUAUUAGUAAAUUCUGCCUCUUUUGUGUAUUGUGUAUGCUAACUAACAACAACAAAUUUUAGAUGGAGGUUUUUAUUACGUAUGCAUGAACGCGACACCAAAGGUUGUUUUUUUUUUUUUUGUCGUUUGGGUUUUUUGUUUCAUAAAGUAUGUCCAACGCUUGGCUGCUGCAUACAGUUUUGUAUCAGUGAGUAUAAGGGGCACACUGGAAAGAAAAAAUAUUGCAAAAACUGCCAAAAAAAAAACCAAAAAGACUCAAUGUUGUCAGGAUACAACUAUUAAAAUUGUAAAAAAAAAUAAUAAUUAACACUCAGAAUAACAUGAGUAGGAAUUUCUUUGUCAUUAACUUUAUUCCUCCAUUUUUUAGCAAUAUUUUUUUCAUAUUAUCUUUGUAGUAUUCUGAUAAUUCUAUUUUUUUGCUUAUUUUCAUAAAUUACUUAUUCCUCAGAAUAUAUAUUUUUUUCCAAUUAAAGAGUUAAAGCUUUUUUGUAAUCUUUUCUGAAAAUUUUUACAUUUUAUCUCACGAUCAAUUGUAAAUUGAAUUUUUUUUCACAAAUUACAUCUUGUCAUUGCAUAAUAGCAAUACAUGAUUAUCAUAAAAUUAAAUAACACAUAAAAGUAACAUUUGGUUUAUAUAGCAUCAUUAUAGUGAAACUAAAAAAAUCUUAUUUUAAAUUUUUUUUGUUCUUAAUUUUCCCUAAAAUACUUUUUUUUUUUUUUUGGGGGGGGGUAAAAUUUCACCUUUUGCUCGUCCCUAUAUUUGUGAACCCAAGUAAUCUUUUGUCUCCUAAUAUUACUUUUUCCCCCUUUUUAGUUUUAAAUAUUCUCAUUUUGAAAUGACUUCAUUGUGGUUGUAAUAUUACAAUGCCUUUUUUUCCCCUAAUUAUUUUAAAUUUACCCCCAUAGAACUUACUAAUUACACUUUUCCUGGUGUAGUAUUUUUUUUUUUUUUUUUUUUUUUUUUUUCUUCAGUGUGUC
Molecule: messenger RNA, 6496 nt
Organism: Syngnathoides biaculeatus (alligator pipefish)
Lineage: Eukaryota; Metazoa; Chordata; Actinopteri; Syngnathiformes; Syngnathidae
Product: solute carrier family 45 member 4-like
Exons: 16
Coding region: 984-3644 (886 amino acids)
Biological process (GO): transmembrane transport
Cellular component (GO): membrane
Molecular function (GO): sucrose:proton symporter activity
Source: RefSeq, a predicted model, not a curated record